Saitoella complicata NRRL Y-17804 is the source of this 852-nucleotide messenger RNA. RefSeq names its product DNA glycosylase. The coding region runs from base 1 to 852 and encodes 283 amino acids. Lineage: Eukaryota; Fungi; Ascomycota; Saitoellomycetes; Saitoellales; Saitoellaceae. The record is from RefSeq and is a predicted model, not a curated record. Gene Ontology annotation, cellular component: nucleus. Gene Ontology annotation, biological process: nucleotide-excision repair; base-excision repair; base-excision repair, AP site formation. Gene Ontology annotation, molecular function: DNA-(apurinic or apyrimidinic site) endonuclease activity; DNA binding; oxidized pyrimidine nucleobase lesion DNA N-glycosylase activity. The transcript is spliced from 4 exons.
AUGAAAGCAAUCCCGGUUAAGCUUGAACCUGGGAUACCACCUGCGAACUGGGAAAAAGUGUACAGUUUAAUAGAGCAGAUGCGCAAGACAGGUCCACCUGCUCCUGUUGAUACUAUGGGCUGUGAACGAUUAGCGGAUCAAGAUGCGGAUCCCAAGGUGAAGCGGUUUCAGACGCUGAUCUCCGUAAUGUUGUCGAGUCAAACAAAAGAUACAGUCAACGCUAUUGCUAUGAGUAAUCUCAAAUCUCAAUUACUGGGCGGGCUAUGCUUGGACAGUAUCCUUGCGGUGCCGGAUGCCGAGUUGAACGCAAUGAUCGGAAUGGUCGGCUUUCAUCGGAGGAAAACAGAAUAUAUCAAGAAGACUGCAGUAAUUCUACGUGAUCAAUGGGCAGGCGACAUUCCUGAUACUAUCGAAGGCCUGGUAGCUCUUCCGGGGGUAGGGCCUAAAAUGGGUUAUCUGACAUUGACGGCUGCAUGGAACAAAACUACCGGUAUCGGCGUGGAUGUACAUGUGCAUCGGAUUACAAAUCUUCUUGGGUGGCAUAAAACGAACACACCUGAACAGACAAGAGCAGCGCUUGAAUCUUGGCUGCCAAGUGACAAAUGGGGUCCCAUUAAUCCACUUCUUGUCGGUUUUGGUCAAACAAUAUGUAAGCCGGUUGGAAGGUUGUGCAGCCAAUGUACGCUCUCGACAGGCCUUUGUCCGUCCGUGACAUACACCGCACCAAAAAAGAAGGGAACUAACAUAAAACUGGAAGGAGAGACUGGCACAGACCUAGAUAUGGUGACAGACACGAAGUUGGAAAAGGACGUCGGCGUUAAGAUCGAAGAUAUGGAGGACCUUGUCAAGUGA